CACCCACCCCCAUUCGCCCUCUGCAGCAGUCUUGGUCUCAUCGUCCUCCGCUGCCCCUGACGCGUCUCCCCGCCCGCCGACACCUCCGGUGCGCAACUUGGCUCGCGCGCUGUCUCAUUGGACAAUAGCCGGUCGUGCUCAUCACUUACGCAGCGCUGACCUGCACCCUUGGUUUUGCGAGCAGACCCCUCAUCAGCAGUGGCCACGACCGAUUACACGCCCACACUAUUCCCAUUGCUAGCUUUAUAGUCCCAGACUGUCGCUUCCUUUGACCCACGGGUUAUCUCUGUCCUCGCAUCUCCUGCACACUGCCCACUCUCGUUUAACAUCUUGAUCGACCGCGGGACCCUCUUCCGGCCCACAAUUCCUUACCCAGACGUCUGUCUGCCCACCAUGGACACGAUGCAGAACUACAACACCUUUGUCAAUCCCCAGGACCUCGAGAACCAUGGCGACUUCCCAGACUCGUUCUGGCAGAUGCGCAUUGACCCAAACACCUUCUCGCCCUCGUACGAUGCUGUUGGCGUGCUACCUGGCACAAGCGAGCGCUCCAGCAGGAAACAGGACUCGGCACUUGACCUAACCUCUUUCUCCACCCAAGGCUACCCAUGCAUCAAGGCCGAGGACGAGUUCAGCAGUUUUGUAAACACUGCCCAGUCUACACCCACAUCCAACACACCCUCACCACACGACAACUUCAUCUUUAGCAAUGCCAACUCCCCAGGCGAGUACAACCGGGAUCAGAGCCAGACCAGUUCCCCCGAGACUUGCAAUGAUUCCCUUACCAACGACAGCUGGCCUGCGAUCCACAUCCCGCAGGCCGUCGAGCAAGCCAAAGUCUUCAUUGCGCUCGACAAGAACAAGAACCGGGCCGAAACUCAAAUCAAGACUACCGUGACAAUGGACCCGCUCGCUCCGCACUUCCAGUGGAUUCGCUUCCCUCGCCAAAACCUUGCCAAACCAAAGCAGAUGGCCAGCACUGAAGAGGUUGAAGCUAAUGAGAAGAACAACUGCACUGCCCGUUUGCAGCUUACUCUCGUUCUGGCGACUGCCGUGGAAAAGCCCGAAGGACUGGACCGUGCCUUCCGUCGUGCUCGAGGCGAGGAAGCGACCCCAAGGCGCCCACGUGGCGUGGCCAUCACAGACAUCGCCAAAGAUGACCGGUGUCACCCCCAAAAUGGCGGUGCAGUCAUCAUCUGUGAGGGUUGCAAAGAGCGCGAAGCCAAGAGGUUUAACCGCAAAAAGAAGCGCGAGGCAGAUGAUGAAAAAGAGUGGUCCAACUACGAGGACGACCGCAUCAUCAUGAUUAACGAGAAGGAGUUCAAGAGGUGGCAGGACAACGAAAACCCUGAUUACUCUUUGAAUGCCAAAAAGGUUGAGUUCGUCAUGCGCAUAACAUGCUACUGCAGGCAUCAAGAAGACAAAUCACCCGUUGGUUACAGGGUCAUAUUCACCUUCAAGGACGCCAACGAAAACGUUCUCGCACAGGAGAUCUCCGAGAUUGUACAAAUCACAGACGACCACAAGAACAAGGAAAGCCCCUCAGAAGCCCUGAGCUCCCUGACCAUUCCCACUGGGCCACAUGACUCGAUGCCGCUUCAGUACACUGUUCCCAUGUCCGAAUACUCCCCGACUGUCUGCAGCAGUCAGUACUCAUUACCCACGACGCCUAUUGUCCCACAAGCUCCUGGACUGCCGCACUCGCAGAGCAUGUUUUUCCCACGCGAGGCACAGUACCCCCGGAUGAUGAAUCCCACUCCUGCGACUCAGGCUUCCAACCAGGCUGGUAUGGGCUUCUAUGGUGCUGCAAUGCCUGCACCUGCGCCUACACAACAAUAUGCCACUCACCAGCGCGGUCAAAGCUACUUUUCACCAACAAUGCUCAGUCCCACAGGAGACCAGAUGUCGGCUCAGGCUGGUUACGCCCUUCACCGCCCUCAUUCUUUGGAUAGCUUCCCGCAAGCGUACAACUUUCAAUUCUCAACACAACAGUCGUAUCCACAGAUGUACUCGUCACAGCCGCCAUCACGUGCCACCUCUCGGCCAGCAUCGCCAACAUGGGACCAAGGAAGGGGCGCGAAGAAGAUGCGCGCUCAGCCUGGGUUUAUGUUGUAUGAGGACUUUGAGGAAUGAGAUCUUGACGAUACGAAAGCACGAAUUAUGAAUACAAAUACGGCGCCAUGUACAGCGGGCAUUUGAGUGGCGUUUUCGGAGUUCUUCACUUUGAUGUUUGAUGAUGAUCUGGGUGGAUGGUUUUCUGACAUGAAACAAUUCUAGCUUCGGCCACUCUGGUUUCUGGAAAAAGCGUUUGUUCCACAUGAAAUCUCAUCUGUACUUUUCUUCGCUGUCAGAUGUCGUUCUAACGGGCGGAUCCGCCAUAGACUUUGUUCUGUUACUAUAACUUUAAUUACUAGACCAGAUCCUGUAUCAAUUCUCCUUACUACUAGUUCCCUCACGAGGAUUGGUAGAUUCAAUGAAUCAUUUUACUAUCAGCAUACAAA
Molecule: messenger RNA, 2501 nt
Organism: Alternaria alternata
Lineage: Eukaryota; Fungi; Ascomycota; Dothideomycetes; Pleosporales; Pleosporaceae
Exons: 1
Coding region: 394-2133 (579 amino acids)
Source: RefSeq, a predicted model, not a curated record